AUGUUAGGACUCUGGUUUGCUGCUAUUCUCAUCCUUGUUUUUCUUUACCAGCGACUCUCGAGCCCCAUAUCUAAACUCCCUGGUCCUUGGUAUACCAAGCUCACAAGUCUGGUUAUAAAGUACCAUGAGUUUUCGGCCAGCCGUCGUGUGUUUAUCCAUCAGUUGCACAAGCGUUAUGGCACUAUUGUACGGAUAGCCCCCAACGAGGUCUCCUUUGCAUCCUUGGAUGCCAUUCGAGAAAUUUACGCGUCAGGUGGCAGUGGCUAUGACAAGACGGAAUUCUAUGAUCUUUUUCGGCAGUUUGGGAUCAAGACCAUGUUUUCUACACUUGACAAACAAACGCACAGUGAGAGAAAGCGACAACUAGCCGAUCGAUAUGCCAUGUCCAAUAUACUGCGAGAACAUCACAUUUCAGCGAUCCGACAUAGCGCUAAAGCUUUCGUGUCCAAGUGUGCUGCUGUGGCGAAGAGUGUGGAUGUCUAUGUCUAUCUACAUUGCUAUGCACUUGACUGCGUAACACACUUCAUGUUUAGUCCUAGCGGACUGAAUUCUCUCACCGAUGAUAACGACUUUGAGCUGAUGGAGGAAUUAACGUACCAUAACAGCUUGCAAAAAAAUCUACUUCCUUACUACCUGCCACGGCUGGCACCAUAUUUCCCUUCUUGGCUGCUACCUCGUCGGGCCCCAAAGGCCAAUAUGUACGUCCAUAGAGUCACGGCCGAGACCAACCCAGACGAACAUAGUCUCCUUGCUCGUCUCUUGCGGAAGGAUGCAUCACUGUCAAAAUCGGAAGCAGCAGCAGAAUGCAAAGACCAUAUGGCGGCAGGAAUCGACACAACAGGCGAUGGCUUGUGCUUUUUGAUGUGGGAGUUAUCGCAACCGCACAACUUUCGAUUCCAAGACCGGCUUUAUGAGGAACUUCGCUCAGCACCAGAAGAUACCCCUAUUGAUCGAUUGCCGUACCUCGAUUCCGUAAUCAAGGAGGCCCUACGCUGCGCACCGCCAAUUCCCAUGUCGUUCCCUCGUUAUGUGCCAAGGGGUGGCAGAACGAUUGAUGGAGUAUUCAUCCCUGAGGGCAACAUUGUCAGCUGCCAGCCGUACACUGUACAUCGGCUGGACACAAAGGUAUUUCCGGAACCAGAUAUGUUCAACCCGGAUCGCUGGACGAAGGAUGAAGGUUUCAACGAGCGCAACCGAUUGUUCUUUGCCUUUAGCACCGGAGGAAGAGGCUGCACUGGAAGAAAUCUGGCGACUGUCGAGAUGAAAAUCCUUCUCCAAGAAGUUUACUCUCGGUUCCGGACAACAGUAGCCCCGGACAUGACUAGCUCCAUGGAGAUCGACGACCAGAUCAUUGCUUCUCGGCCGAAGGGACAGAAGUGCAGGCUUAUAUUCACUCCCCGUGAGAUAUGA
Messenger RNA from Aspergillus niger, 1410 nucleotides. RefSeq lists its product as uncharacterized. The coding region runs from base 1 to 1410 and encodes 469 amino acids. Gene Ontology annotation, molecular function: iron ion binding; oxidoreductase activity, acting on paired donors, with incorporation or reduction of molecular oxygen; heme binding. Lineage: Eukaryota; Fungi; Ascomycota; Eurotiomycetes; Eurotiales; Aspergillaceae. The record is from RefSeq and is a predicted model, not a curated record. The transcript is spliced from 6 exons.